AUGUUGUCGAACAAUAAGAACGCCAAGUUCCGGAUGGACACCGGGAUGGACGCUUUUCAGUCCCUCACCGGUAAAGCACGGUCUUACCGGACCGAGACGGAACACGAGAGGACGAGCGCAUCCAAUGCCGGUGGCGAGAACUGGGGGACCUCGUUUCAAAAUCAGAUGAACGACUUGCUCGUGGACGACGUCAUGCAAAUGGCGAUAAACGACAAGUUCAAAGAAGGAGAGAAACAGAUGGGUGGAAGAAAUGCAGAAGACGAGGGAGAGGGAGAAGCUGGGUAUUAAGCAAGAAUGACUUUGAAACUUAAUCCAAAUCUUGAGUGGGUGAUUUUUGAUAUUCUGAAUAGAAAUUUAGUUGUAUUCCACUCAUCUAUUGUAGUUCUUCUUCGUCUUCCAAGAGGAAGAUGCAAAUGCAAUCAUCAACGCUAUUCUUACGGUGGCUGUUUACAUCACCCCAGGAACAAAGCUGGGAAAGAAGAGCAUGAGGACGAGCACGACGGCAAGAACAUGGAGGAAGACGGUACAUGAUGAAUUAUUUUCUUCACAACAUGCUGGUACUCAUGAAAGAGGCUGACUGGUGUUGUUUCGUGAAAACAUUUACUGGAGUUGGCGUAUUAUAUCAGCAUAAGUUUAAGGUUAAGCCAUUCAUGAAGUAGAUGCCUUUCAUCUACUACCUAAGCGACAGCCUCCUGAUCUUCAUGGUCCAAUACUUGCAAACCGCAGAUCUUGAAGCGAUAAGGAAACGAAGGCUAGACAAAAUGCGUGAGCAGCACAAAAAAAAGAUGGAAUAUCAGGCGCAGGGCCACGGCGAGUACACGGAAAUCAAAGAAGACGAGUUUCUUGGAGUGGUACAAUCAAUUUAGGAUAAAGCUUUUUCCUGUGUGGCUACAUUAUUUCGUUUCAUCUUCCACUACCACUUUCAUCUGAUCCCAGUUGUGUUCUACAAUUUUCUCCUAUGUCUGACUCGAAGGAGAAGAGGUGAAUGCUUCCACUGACAUCCCGUUCCCAUCAGGUAACGAAAUCACUCCGUGCGGCGGUCCACUUUUUACCACAAAAUCAGGUAACGAAAUCACUUCGUGCGGUGGUCCACUUUUACCACAAAAAUUUUGAGAGUUGCAAGGUUAUGGACAUGCAUCUCCGAAAAAUGGCGAAGAAGUUCUACGGAACCAAGUUCGUCCAUCUAG
Amoebophrya sp. A25 is the source of this 1187-nucleotide messenger RNA. The record is from the annotation of a GenBank genome assembly. NCBI's taxonomy places the organism in Eukaryota, Dinophyceae, Syndiniales, Amoebophryaceae.